ACGAAGUAGAGCUAAUUUUAGCUCUUCGUCGGUCAAACUUUGAUCUCUUGAUUUUUCGCAUCGAGUGAGACCCUUUCCGCCGAUAAUGCGGCGUUUUGAUCUAUAGUGAAAACUCGUUUCGCGGGGGUAGGCGGAGAGGGCGCGGGUUGCCCCGAAUACGUGGGGUUAUUAGCUUGAAAGCUUUCCCGGUGAUCGUACGAGAAGCUUUCCGAGAUUUGUUUUGAAAAUGAGGUGCAAACCAGACUUCCGACUAUUCUUAGUCGUUAGUUAAAUGGAAUUCAACACUCUUGCAGACCGAAGGAAAGAGUUCCAGCUUCAGAUCGUAGAUUUUUCUUUUAGAACAUUCGUUAAAUUCGAUAUUUGUUAACAUAAAUAAGGUGCGUUGCUACGGUAAUCAGUUUUUUAUUUAAUGCUAUUUCAAUAUACCAUAGUAUUAUGAAAUCAAAUAACACGCAAAGCAUUGAUUUUUUUUUGGAAAAUUCUACAUUUUUUUUGAAAUAUUAACGAAAAAAUAGCAACUUGGUUAUUUUCCUAUGAAACACGAACCUUCCUCCUGGAGUAUGUGUGUUGUUUGACUGGUUUUAAUCAAGAGGCCUGGCGUUUAUAGUCUGUCUUAAUCUGCAUGGCGUAGGCUUUUGCCCGCAGAUAAUAAAUUCAAGGCUACGAAUAUCUAUACAUAAUUAUAUUUUUAUUUUACAUGUCUAAUCUAAUUCUGUUUCACUAUUAGAGUUGUUUUGUAUAGAAAUGUAAGAAUCCCCAAUUUUUAUAAUGUACUGUACUGAUUUUUUGCAGCAGUAUGUUAUUAAUUACAUUUUUUUUAUCGCGUUUACAACACUGGGACUUAAAGUAGAAGUAACAUUUUCGGCUCUGGCUUUUAAUUUUACUUGUUCCACAAAUGCUCCAUGAAAUGAUAGGGAGAAAGAAGUAAAACAUUUUUUCCAGCAUAUUCAGCCAAAUUAUGGCAUACAUACUAUUUUUUAAUUGCUUAUCGAGCAAGAAAUGAAUUCGACACGAUAUUCCUAUAUUCCCGUAAAAUAUUUUUUUUGAACGCACAUGACGUAAUAAUACGUCAUUUUUUAUUUAAAAUCCAGUAGCCGCUGACGUAGUAGUACGUUUUUGACAGAAUAACUUGGUGCCAUCAAACAGUCGAUUUAUUUUAAGUGGCUUUUUAUCAGUUCUUAAAUAAAUGUGGAUUAAUUUAUUAUUUAACCUGUUUUACAAUGGAAGAAGACGAUUUUGAAUGGAAAGUAUGGUAUGCUUAUCAGAAUAUUAUAACGAAGUCCAAAUUCUACAACGGAAGUGGACAAAAGUUGCAAAAUCUGGUAAAAAAUCUUUUAGAUAAAUAUGAAAAUAUUUGGUACCAUGUUUACAUGGUUAACUAUUAUUUCGAGGAAGAUAAAAUUAUGUGGUAUAAUUAGAGAAAAUCGUCGGUUACCUCAAGAUAUAAAAAAAAAGUUAAAAAGAGGCCACCAUGUUUUCCGUAGAAAAUGAUGAAUGAUCUCAGCGAUACAUCAGUAAAACUGGUGAAAUUAUUAAAAAACCAGAAAGUAUUAUGGACAAUGGACAAAAAAGGCUUUUAUGUUUAUGUCGAAUUGCGCGUUAUUUAAUUCAUUUGUGAUGUACAAGAAAUUGAACCCGGCAAAGAAACUAAAAUUUACCUCUUAUUUACUAGAAGUUGCUAGAAGUUGGGUCGAAAUUCAAGAAAAUGUGGGUUUAGAAGCAGAAGUUUCUGAAGGGCUAUCAAAAAGAGCUUGUCGUGAAGAUCCACCAAGUAGGAGAUAUAACUUAAAACUUAAAAGUUCGGGGAAAGAAUUUUCCACAGGAACGGUGCAGAGUCUGCAAAAUUCACGGCACAAGGAGAGAGACUUGCUUCAUGUGCGGAUAUUGCGAAAUUCCUCUAUGUGUUGGAAAAUGUUUUAAGGACAACCACACUAAAAAAAAAUAUUAGGAAUGUAAUUUUCAAAUUUUCAAUAACUUCGUUAAAGUUUUAUUGGGGUGGGACCGGCGAAAACCAACACAAUGAAAAUUGAGAGUUCUAAUGCCAAAAUAUAAAUCAUUUAUUCUGAUUUUUACAGUUUUUAAUGGUCCUUUUACCAUUGUAAUGAGUCUUCGAAUGAUGCAACAAUCCACGUGGGUUGUGGUAGCAUUUGCUUUUGCUCGUUCGUCAAACGUUGCGUCACUGUUUGCCUUCCGUAGAAUUUGGGUAAGGAUGACGUAACCGAAAAUAAGCUAACAACCAGAUAAGAUACCGCCACCAAUUUUGUUAAAAUGAAAAUAAAAUUCAAGGAACCCGAGAUAAGGAAUCCAAGCGAUUUAGGGGCGGAUCUGACCUUGACGAUGCCUUAACAACUUUUGAAUGGUGAAAUUAUAAAUUAUCUCAAUGAAAGUAUUGUUUAAGUCUAUUAAAAGACGAAGAUGUCCAAUUCUCUGUGCUUCGUUUUUCGAUUCGAUUUUCGCAUUGUCAAGCUCGACAGAUCAUGCAUAAACCUGACGAAUGUCCCCCAGGCAGGCAUAUUUCUGAUAUCUACACCACAAAAUUUUAGUUCAAAAUAAUGUACAACAUUUUCACUACGUAAUUGUCUCAUUAAUUGGUAUGAAAGUUAGCCAGUACUUUUUUAACUUUAAACAAGAACAAUUUUUCUAGAAAAUAUGGUUUUUGCCAAAAUUAAUUUUCUCCAGUUUUCUCAGCAGUUACUUAUGGAGAGACGUAUUUUCUGAAGGAGUCGCUUUUUAGACAGCAACUAAUCAAGCUAGCGUUAUUAUUUCAAUGUCGAUUUACCCUAGAAAUGGACGAAACGUUGAAUUUUUUUUUUUAUUAUUAUUACUGUUUCUGCUAAAAAUUGAACAUUCUUUUAGAUUUUUAUCAGGGAGCACAACUUCCAGCUGACAGCGGUGUUGCCAAUAAAUACGAAGGUAAUAAAAAGACAAAGCCCUACGUCAAAACUGUCACUCAAAAAAAAAAACUCGCCGAGAAUCAACGUUCUUAAAAGUUAAGGUGAUUAAGUUAAUUUCUGGACAAGCCGAAAACUAUAUCUUGGACCCAUACAGGUUCUUUAAACUUAGGUCAAAUAUCGUAACUUUUGUUUAUGGUACGCUAAAUAAAUGGAUUUUUUCUUUAACAAAAUUAUCGGACUUACUUAAUGUCUACUUCCUCUUAUCCAAAUCAGCCUGAUAUGUCAGAUAGACUAAUUUGGUUUGCUCUAUAAUGGCGUGAAGAUUUAAAUACCUGUAUCAAUAUAAUAGCCUGCACGAUCACCAGACAUAACUCCAUUGGAUUUUUUCCUCAGAGGAUCGAGAAAAAUCAAAAGUGUACACGGAAAAACCACAUAAUUUAGAUGACUUCAAAUUUAGAAUUAGAUACGAAAUAAGGAAAAUUAAUUAAAACAUUGUCAAGAAGUUAAUGGUAUUUUUAACGUCUAAUAAAAUAGUUUUGAUGAUUUUGGUGUCGAUAUCUACUGUUUGACCUACCUUGUAUAUUUUCUGUUUACUGUAAAAAAUGCAGAAUGCAUUUUUCUUGAACUCCAAUACCUGAUGUUUGAUUAAUCUAUGUCGACGGACAGAGACAUGUACCUUUCAAAAUAUAUUCGUGAAAAUUGACGUUGAUUUGUCGUGAACUUUUUGAAGAUGCCGGGAAGAUAUAAUCAACUAAUAGGUUUGAAUAUCGUUUCUUUUUUCAGUUGGAAACAGUGCUAAAGGUAUAUAGUACGUUUAGUGUCUUUUAACUGCGCAUUGCAACAAAACUCGGUUUCCGCAACGUACAACGUAUUUUUUCCCCUGACAGGUUCCGCUUGUGGAAUGAAAACUGUAUUUAUUCUGUUCGUGGAAUGUAUUGUAACCAUGUCUUCGUAUUUUAUGACAAUUAAUUAUAUAUCAAAUAAUAAUAAUGAUAAUAAUAUAAGUAUGGUCUGUUCAUAGAUAUAAGAAAGUGACCAAUUGCUUUUGAGUGGAAUUAUCCAAGAGUGGUCAUUAAUAAACAAUGCAACAAGAUUAUUACCUAAAGUUUCGGAAUUUAAAUUCAGGUAAAAUUGUGGUCCGUGAUAGAAAAUAAUUUUAUACCUCCUUGUGUUUAAUAUUCUUUGGUUUGGUAUGCUACUUACUUUAAUCGUGUGCGUCUAGUGUAUUCUAUUGACACUAAGGAAGUUAUAAACAAUGUUUAUUUGACUCUCAUCGAAAGAGGUGCCAGCAAGAAGAAGAAACCGCCACAUUGACGAAAAUUCCGACAUCAACUGUAUGGAAAAUUGUGAAUAAUCCCAUUUCAGCGAGGAAAAAAGAAGCGAAGAAACUCAAGCAAAGUACGGACCUGUUCGGCCAUAUUUCAUUCUUACAGCUUGCCCGGGUCUUGCCUUAAUUCGUAUCUGUUAGUCACUUUCUUAUAUCUAUGAACAGACUUUACACUAACAAAUGGUACAACACUACUAACAAUACCGAGAACUAAAAAAAAGCAAAAUUAUUUGCUUUGUUUGUUUGCCCUGGGACGCCAUAUUGAAUUUCAGAUCUACUUAGAUUUUGGGUUUGGAGGUUAGAAACUUUGACGUUUGACGCCGUAGGGUCAAACGUCAAAGUUUGACAUUUACCCUGCUCCGAGGUUGGAACGUAAAAAGCCGCGUCAUCAUCGUCAUUUACCGUCCGCAGUAUCGUCGAUUUCGGGAGUGGGGGAACCGAUAACGGCCCUUUUAUCAUAUCCGAGAGCUCGUCGACGUGAAAGCGCCAUGCGGCAGCCAGUUCAAAUCGAGCGACGCACGCGAAAAAACGGAAAGCUCGACGGUAGUUGCGCUGCGAGCGAUCCUCAGUACACGUGGUGCGUCCGUGUCGACUCGUAGUGCGCCAGGAAGGCACACGCACACGCAAAUAUGGCAGAACACCACGCGAUGAAGCGACGCGAAGACGAGGAGGAGAGCGAGAGUCCCCCCGCCCCCGACGGUGGUUGGGGUUGGAUGGUCGUAUUCGGAUCGUUUAUGAUCCAUGUAAUAACUGACGGCGUCACCUACUCGUUCGGCAUUUUCUACUACGAGUUCCUGGAAUAUUUCAAGGAAGGAAAAUCACUGACGUCCUGGAUUCUCUCCAUACUAGUCGGCGUCACGCUGUGCUCAGGUCCGAUAUCGAGCUCGCUGGUGAACCGAUGGGGGUGCCGCGCGGUUACGAUCGCGGGCGCCAUCUUGGCUUCCGCGUGCAUGGUCGUUUCCUAUUGGGCGAAGAACGUCAUCACGCUCUGCGUAACGAUCGGUAUCGGUACGGGUCUCGGUUUCGGACUCAUUUACCUGCCGGCCAUCGUCAGCGUCACGAUGUACUUCGAGAAGAAACGUUCCCUAGCGACCGGGAUAGCCGUCUGCGGUUCCGGUUUCGGCACUUUCAUCUUCGCCCCGAUCAUAUCGAAACUGCUGACCGCAUACGGAUGGCGCGGCUCCCUAAUGAUCAUCGCCGCCAUCGUGUUGGGCUGUACGGUGUUCGGCGCGUUGUUCAGGCCGUUGGAAAAACCGGAAAAGGAGCUGAGCGAUAAAACGUUGAAGGCGUGCGAGGCGCAGCUGGACGUGCGGGUGUCGGAUCGGGAGUUCACGGAGUACGGUCCCGUGAUGCACGCGAACGGAGAGAGCAAGAUGCUGAGGCCGCACAGCGUCGCGCAUUUCUCGUUGCCCAAGUCGACCAAGCACGAACCGAACGGCAACAUCCCGGAGAAAUUGUUCGCGCUCAGUCAACCGAUGCUGAGUCAGUACUACGGCAGCCUGAGACGCCACCACGGACCCAUCGACAAGCCGGACGUUUUCUACCAGGGCAGUCUGAUGAACAUCCCCUCGUACAGGUCGAGGUUGGACUUGAAGCACCCGGACGCGUUCCGGGAGAGGAGCCACUCCGCCUUCAGUUACCGGAAACACUACCGGAGCGGGGGCGACGGUCCCGACGCGGUGGUCUGCGGUUGUGUCUCGUGUUCGCCCGAAACCAAGGACACGCUCAAGGAAAUGCUGGACUUUUCCCUCUUCAAAGAUCCGAUCUUUAUUAUUUUCUCCGUCAGUAAUCUCCUGACUAGUAUCGGGUUCAAUAUACCGUACGUGUAUUUGGUGCCCAAGGGCAUGGAGUUGGGUAUGUCGGUCGAGAAAGCGGGCAUUCUCAUUUCCAUAAUCGGGAUCGCCAACACGGUAGGCAGGAUCGUUCUCGGGUACAUAUCGGACAAACCGUGGAUCGACAGGCUGCAGGUGUACAAUUGGAGUCUUGCCGUUUGCGGAGCAGCGACUUUUAUCAGUGCCUUUUGUGGAAGUUUUGCGACGCUCGCGUCGUACAGUGUGAUUUUCGGCUUCACCAUUGGGGCCUACGUGGGCCUUACGUCGGUAAUUUUGGUCGACCUGCUCGGUCUCGAAAAGCUCACCAACGCGUUCGGACUCCUGCUGCUGUUCCAGGGCAUCGCGUCUCUGAUCGGGCCGCCCCUUGCAGGCGGACUAUUCGACCUAACCCAAUCCUACGAUCCGGGAUUCUGCUUGGCGGGCGUGACCAUAUGCCUGAGCGGUCUGGUACUCUUCGCGAUACCGCCGAUGCAGAGGUGGCGAGCGAACAAGGCGAGACGGACGCCGAUGGUGGUCGAGGAGCUAUAGCGAUUGUUG
Cylas formicarius (sweet potato weevil) is the source of this 6590-nucleotide messenger RNA. It is a transcript of the gene Mct1, whose product is annotated as monocarboxylate transporter 12. Lineage: Eukaryota; Metazoa; Arthropoda; Insecta; Coleoptera; Brentidae. The record is from RefSeq and is a predicted model, not a curated record. Gene Ontology annotation, molecular function: monocarboxylic acid transmembrane transporter activity. The transcript is spliced from 6 exons. The coding region runs from base 4851 to 6581 and encodes 576 amino acids. Gene Ontology annotation, biological process: monocarboxylic acid transport; transmembrane transport.